Molecule: messenger RNA, 567 nt
Organism: Solanum dulcamara
Lineage: Eukaryota; Viridiplantae; Streptophyta; Magnoliopsida; Solanales; Solanaceae
Exons: 2
Coding region: 1-567 (188 amino acids)
Source: RefSeq, a predicted model, not a curated record
AUGGAGGCGGCAGUUGAGGUGAAAGACUUCAGGCCCAUCAAAAGGAUCAAGCUUGUGAUUGAUAAGCUCAUUUCAGCCAAUCAGCAUGCUUUUAUUGAAGGGAGGAAGAGAACUGAUACAGCUAUAGUGGCCAAUGAAUUUCUUGAUCAACUACUGAAGUCAAAAAAGAAAGGGAUAGCUUGUAAGCUUGAUCAAGAAAAGGCUUAUGACCAUGUUAAUUGGUCGUGUCUGCAAAAUAUUUUUAAACAGAUGAAUUUUUGUGAUAAAUGGAUUGGAUGGAUCAGGUAUUGUAUAUCCACUGUUGGAUUUUCCAUUAUGAUCAGAGGGAGCCCACAUGGUUUCUUUAAAGCUCAAAGAGGAUUGGGACCAGGAGAUCUGUUAUCUCCUUAUUUAUUUACUUUGGUGAUGGAAGUUCUUAGCAUGAUGAUAAGGUGGGCAGAAAAUUUUGGCUGGAUAAAAGGAAUGAGCUUUGGAAGAACUGGUGGUGAUAGUGUGACUAUUUCCCAUAUUCUAUAUGCUGAUGAUACCCUGCUGUUGUGUGAAGCACAUAGAAAGCAUUUGUUGUAG